ACAAAAGUAAACAAAGUAAUGUCACUGCCGUAAACAAAAGUAAUGGUCGAUGCCUGAAUUUUCGACAAUUAUUAUCUAUUUUUAUCUGUUUUAUCAGAAUCGAUUGAGUAAGGUGCAUCGUUAUAAUAAAUAAUUAUACAAAACAUAGCAGCAGCAAAAAUGCAGGUGAACAAUUUGGUGCGACUUUUAAAUUCGUCAAGAUUGCGAAUCAGUUCCAGAACCUCGCUACCGUCGUACCAAUUGGUCAAUGGACUAAAAACUACGUCGUUCCUGUCCAAUUCCACACUCCCGGAAAAGCCAAAACGCCCGAUCAAUGCGUACUUGAGAUACGUACAAACCAUACGCUCCAGCCUGUAUGCUAACAAUCCCACAGCAUCACCGGGAGACAUUUCCAAACUAGCAGCUGCCCAAUGGCAAGUGCUGGAUGCUGCCACCAAGUCAAAACUGGAAAAUGAUUUCAAGAAGGACCAAGCCAUUUGGAUUCAGGAGAAUGCUAAGUACUUAAGUCAGCUGACAGAUGAGCAGAAGCAAGAUAUUCGCCAGGCGCGAGUUGAUAAAGUUGAAGAACGAGCUAAACGGGAGUAUAAGAAGAAGCUGAAAGAACUGGGCAGACCGAAGCGACCAUUGAAUGGAUUUUUGCUGUACUCUGCCGACAAAAAGGCAAAGAAUUUGAACAAGGAUCAGAAUAGGGCGCAAAUAAAACAAAUCGCACAGGACUGGGCCAGGUUGAGCGACAGCGAGAAAGCUCCUUAUAACGAUCGUGCGGCGGCAGGUUUGGUGAAAUAUCGCGAAGAUGUUAAAAAGUGGGAGGAGAAAAUGAUCGCGCAAGACCACGCGGAUAUGGUUCGAAAAACGACGGCAACGACACCGACCAAGUCGAAUAAGACGCCGUCACCGAAAUAGGAACUCGGGUGUCCCUAUCCAGAAGUACCAACAGUAGCACCUACAGUUAAGGCGGAAUUAGUUUGUAAGGAAAACACGGCACGGUCGGUAACGACCGAGCGGGUUUACGGAGAGGUGAAAUCGUUGGAUAGGGAUACGGGAGAAACAAUUAAAAAAGCUGCCGCAGUAGUGAAGGGGAGCGAUUCGGAUAGCAGCGACCACGCAGUUAAGACCGAUGCACAUUCGAUUGGAGCAGAACAACACCAGAAAAGUGGUAUUGUUAACAAGUUGAAAUCGAUGUUCAAGUUCUGAUGUUGGGCCCGAAAAAAGGACAACGCUUUGCUUUUAAUAGUUUUAUGGCUGUAUUUUUCAAAGUAAAAUUAAGUCGCUAAUAAGUAUCGCAUUUUUUAAUGUUGUCCUUUUGGUGGGUCAUGAUUAAACAGUGGAACUAACGUUAAGAAUUGCCAUUUUCUUUGUAGUGCAUAUUAACAUGAGUUAUGCCGAUUUUUCAAUCCCCAAAUAAAACUUGUUUUGUAGUGUAA
This is a messenger RNA of Armigeres subalbatus, 1424 nucleotides long. Its product is annotated as transcription factor A, mitochondrial-like. Bases 160 to 903 code for a protein of 247 amino acids. Gene Ontology annotation, biological process: regulation of transcription by RNA polymerase II. Gene Ontology annotation, molecular function: transcription cis-regulatory region binding; DNA binding, bending. NCBI's taxonomy places the organism in Eukaryota, Metazoa, Arthropoda, Insecta, Diptera, Culicidae. The record is from RefSeq and is a predicted model, not a curated record. The transcript is spliced from 2 exons.